Molecule: messenger RNA, 1410 nt
Organism: Fraxinus pennsylvanica
Lineage: Eukaryota; Viridiplantae; Streptophyta; Magnoliopsida; Lamiales; Oleaceae
Source: the annotation of a GenBank genome assembly
AUGGCUCUGAGCACCGGAUUUCGCUUGCUCCGCUGCUGUGGCUCUCACCAUCCUCUCAGCUUCUCCAUGUCUCUCGGAGUCGGUGCUCCGACCCGGAUGCUCCAUAAACGGGUAUCUGAGCUCAGGGUCCUCUCCGUCAUGGGCCCACAUCGUCAGAGUAGGUUCUCAGUAAAAGCUUCGAGGCGGAGGGAAGAGGAAAUAGAUGGAGACGAUGGAAAUGGGAGUGUGAUGACUGUGAGAGAUAGAGGUGGAAGUGGGGGCGGAGGUGAUGGCAGGGUUGUAAUUUCUGAGCUGCACAAGGAGGCCACUGAAGCUUACAUGGCUUAUGCCAUGUCUGUGCUCCUGGGCCGAGCUUUGCCGGACGUCAGAGACGGGCUAAAGCCUGUCCACCGGAGAAUACUAUAUGCCAUGCAUGAAUUGGGGCUUUCCUCGAGGAAACCUCACAAGAAAUGUGCAAGAGUUGUUGGCGAGGUGCUUGGUAAAUUCCAUCCUCAUGGAGACAAUGCUGUGUACGAUUCGUUGGUUCGAAUGGCUCAGGAUUUCUCCUUGCGCUUCCCACUCAUUCAAGGGCAUGGGAAUUUUGGUUCAAUUGAUGCAGAUCCUCCUGCAGCAAUGCGUUACACAGAAUGCAGACUGAGGGCACUCACUGAGGCAAUGUUGUUGUCAGACUUGGACCAAGAUACUGUUGAUUUUGUUCCAAAUUUUGACAACUCCCAAAAAGAGCCAUCUUUGCUCCCUGCUCGUGUUCCGAACUUGCUGUUGAAUGGUGCUUCUGGGAUUGCAGUUGGAAUGGCUACAAAUAUACCACCACAUAAUCUUGGGGAGUUGGUAGAUGCACUGUCUGUGUUGAUUCGUAAUCCUGAAGCAACGUUGCAAGAAUUGCUGGAGUACAUGCCUGGACCUGACUUCCCAACAGGAGGAGUUAUAAUGGGUACCAUUGGCAUUUUGGAGGCAUAUAGAACUGGACGAGGGCGUGUCAUAAUCAGAGGGAAAACUGAUGUUGAAUUACUUGAUUCCAGAACCAGUCGUGCAGCAAUCAUCAUAAAAGAGAUUCCGUAUCAGACUAACAAAGCAUCCCUUGUGGAGAAAAUUGCUGAACUUGUGGAAAAUAAGAUUUUAGAAGGCAUAAGUGAUAUUCGUGAUGAGAGUGAUCGAUCUGGAAUGCGCAUAGUCAUUGAGCUUAAAAGAGGAUCUGAUCCAUCCAUUAUCUUGAAUAAUCUAUAUCGUCUAACAGCACUCCAGUCUACUUUUAGCUGCAACAUGGUGGGUAUCCUCAAUGGUCAACCGAAACAAAUGGGUUUAAAAGAAUUGCUUCAGGUUACAAAUUCUUACCUCACUGUCACUUUUGCACAUAUAGCUGAUGUGUUGCAUACAUUGAAAUGUUUUAUCAAUGGCAGCUUCCUAUCCUAA